This is a messenger RNA of Entrophospora candida, 744 nucleotides long. Lineage: Eukaryota; Fungi; Glomeromycota; Glomeromycetes; Entrophosporales; Entrophosporaceae. The record is from the annotation of a GenBank genome assembly.
AUGGUUACGUCAACAUUCAGUAAUCGAGUUAACGCAACGACGGAUCCAUUUAUUAAUCGUCGUAAACAACCACCUUUACAAUUAAACAUCCAUCAGAAUAAUCGCAGUGGUGGAAGCAGUAGCAGUAACAACAAUAAUAUUAGUCGCGUUGAUAGUACCUCUAAAAGAAUCGAUAAAAAUGCAAUAUCAAAAAGAGACUACGACCAUUCAAGUUUAUUGGCAAGAGCGAUGUCAGGAAAAUCUAUUUUGAAACUUAUCGAUGAUAUGGAUGAUGAAUUGAAAGAAAGGAAUGAAAAGUUAAGAGCUCUUUUAAGAAUUGAUGAUAGCGACAAUAACGACGACGACGACAACAACAGCACUACUUUUAAAAUAGUUGAUAAUUCACGACAAUCCUCACCUGAAGCUAUAAUACAAAUACCAACAAUUAAUAUUACAAAAGUACCCGAUAUUAACCAUGAAGAUCAAGAGAUUAUUCUAGCAGAACUAGUAGCAGAAAUAGCGGCAACAGAACCAGUUAAUGAUGGUAGCAGAAAUAGUUUUAGAUCAACCUCCUCUUUUAUUAGCUAUAAUGGUAGUGGAAAUAAUUUGCCGUCAACGCCUUCUUUUGGACCUCCUAAAAGAAUCCAAUCCAGUCUUAGAAUUCAAGUUAACAUUAAUGAUACUGACAGCCAACUUUCAUCGACACCAACAUCUUUAACGCCGCGAACAAACACCUUCAAUGCUGACAAGUCAAAAAACAAAUAA